Notothenia coriiceps (black rockcod) is the source of this 952-nucleotide messenger RNA. RefSeq names its product leucine-rich repeat and transmembrane domain-containing protein 2-like. The transcript is spliced from 2 exons. The record is from RefSeq and is a predicted model, not a curated record. Bases 77 to 952 code for a protein of 291 amino acids. Lineage: Eukaryota; Metazoa; Chordata; Actinopteri; Perciformes; Nototheniidae. Gene Ontology annotation, molecular function: protein binding.
UGUUCACAGCUUGGUGUGACCCGGCGGAGAGCGACGGGUGAGAGUCUGAAGCCACAGGAGAGUCAAUGUGACAGACAUGAAGAACCUGGACCAGUAUGGACACAAUCACAAGGAGAGUCUGGUGUUUGCCGCCCUGUCCGGUCUGGUGCUGGUUCCUCUGGUUCUGCUGGGCUCGGUCCACGGUUGCCCCGGUGAUUGCUCCUGUUACGGUAACACCACCGACUGCUCCUCCGCCGGCCUCCUGUCUCUGACCUCCGUCCUGGUGCUGUUGGACCGGGACUCUCUGAUCCUCCGCCUCCCCCAGAACAACCUCUCCUCCCUGGGCUCCACUGAGCUGAUGAACCUCAGCCGCCUGGAGCUCCUGGACCUCUCCCAGAAUCACUUUUCCGCCCUACAGCCCGGAGCGUUUUCAGACAUUAACGGCCUGCGAUUCCUCAAUCUUUCUUCCAACUACCUCGGUAAUCGCGUUUUUUCUGUCCCGAACAACACCACGGAUGUCCUGGAGGGUUUGAAUGGGAGUCAAGGGAGCGCCGGAUUGAGCAAGGACGCGUUCAGAGGGCUUUGGAGGCUACGAGGACUCGAUUUGUCCUCCAAUGGCCUCCUGUGGCUGCCCAAAGGUCUCCUGGACGGGCUGCAGAGACUCGACUGGCUCUCCUUGGCCAGUAAUCGUCUGGCGGCCCUGGAUCGGGUCACUUUCGAACCCCUGGUGGGGCUUCAGGAGCUCCGACUGGCAGGAAACCCUUGGGAAUGCGACUGCAAACUGAGGGAGUUCAAGCACUGGAUAGAGUGGCUGAUUUACAGGGGUGAGCACACUUCAGAUUCUCUGGAGCGAAUCCCUUUUAUUUUAAGUCUGUACUUCAAACGCAGCCUGAUCAAAGCAAUGAAUCUCUGCACUGUAUUUCAUUUUAGGAUUGACUGGUGCUCAAAAGAGUGCUUCAGUCUUAUGUCCUGA